Messenger RNA from Mytilus californianus (California mussel), 3713 nucleotides. RefSeq lists its product as uncharacterized. Bases 50 to 2389 code for a protein of 779 amino acids. NCBI's taxonomy places the organism in Eukaryota, Metazoa, Mollusca, Bivalvia, Mytilida, Mytilidae. The record is from RefSeq and is a predicted model, not a curated record. The transcript is spliced from 3 exons.
GUUUUGUUGCUUUAGUAUGGACAUAUAUGAAAGUUGAGGGUAUUUUAUUAUGAAUUCAAAUAUUGGAAGAACAAGCAAUCAAGGUGUAGAAGAAGAUGUAAAUAUGCAUGGAAUGAGAAAAAUAACGUAUUGGGAAAAAUAUGGAGUUAAACGUUUUCGUUACCGUGGAAGACGACGGUUCACUCCAAUUCUCCAUCAACAUUUUGACGGUCAAAUUAGUAUCACAAACGAUGUAUUUGGCCUAACAAUUAAGCAAUUUGAAGAGACAUUUAGAGCCUGUUUGGAAAGAAGAAAACAAAAUUCUCAAUGGAUACUUAAUUUAAGAUACCCUGUUAAAUCUUCCAACGAAUACCUUGAAUAUUUAGAAAAUUGUACAGGUCAUAUUGAAGGUAACGUGCUCUGGUCAGGAACGUAUGUUCAUAAUGAAUACCUAUAUGAACAGCUUGUUCACAUAGUCGGAAUAGAAAGAGACAUACGUCAUAGACAACGGUUAUUUCUGAUUCAUGAUAUAACAGCAAAUAUAAUUGGUCGUCCUGAUUUACAACUGAUAUCAAGUGGAAGUAUAUCUGAAGGACUUGAUUUACCCGGCAGUGACCUUGAUAUGAUGUUGGUUGUUAGUAAGGUGGAAGUGGUUAAUACGACAGAGAAUAUGAAAUAUUCACAGAAAUAUACAACUCUGAUGAUGGAAACAGACCCCUUGUAUCCAGGGUUUACAAGACUGAAGUUAGUUGCUGAAGACUAUAAUUCUUCACAUCGUUUAAUCAAAGAUUCUCUAAUACAAACCAACAAAAAAGAUUUUUAUGUAGCACCCUUUAAAUUUCUUCGAAAAAUUAAACAGAUAACUUCAUCAGUUAAAACGUCCUUACAUGGUCCCUGUUUAUCGGAUAUAGAUGAAUAUAUGGAUGUUGCAUAUUGUCUCCGUUGUAAAUCAUUCCCAUACAAUGCAAGCAAUUGGGUUAAUCGUCAUAGGAAACAUUGGCCACCUAAUAAAGUAAUUGGUACCAUUGUGAAGAACGGAUGUUUGUUGGUAUCUAUUGGACCUAAAUCAAUGACAAACAAUAAUUUGUUGUGGAGGCUAUCCUUUUCUGUGGCAGAAAAACAACUGGUUCAUUCGUUCAACUAUACGCAAUUAUUAUGUUACGGCCUUCUUAAAUUAACAUUGAAACACAUCAUAAACGAAAAACAUGAUGUAAAGGAUUUGUUAUGUUCUUACUUCCUUAAAACAACGCUAUUCUGGUUAUCAGAGAAAGUAUCUAUCGAGACAUUUCAGUUAGGUAACCUAUUUUACUGUUUUUUCUUGUGUUUAGAUCAAUUAAGAUCGUUUAUUAGCAAUUGCUAUUGUCCUAAUUACUUUAUACCUGAACAAAAUAUGUUUCAAGGAAAGGUCAAUAAGAGAAAUAAUAAGAGAUUGCUAUGUGCCCUUGACAGUAUUGAAUGUGGCGGAACAGCCGGACUGAUAUCUUAUUUAUUUUCCGAAGGUGCUAGUUUAAAAUGCCUAGCAUCAACUAUUAAAUGCAAAUCCUACAUUCAGUUAGACAUUUUGUUUUAUAGACAUAUUUCCGAAAUUUCACCUGAAUCGAAUAUAGAUAACUAUUACAGAGGAAUUAUUAUUGCUAAAUCUUUCCUUCGGAAUGAAUCGUCGAUCUUUGUACGGGAUGUAUGUAAAUGUUGGAUUGCCAGACUCAAUCAGUAUUUGGUGCAACUACUUCCGCGUCCAUUUUCAGUACAGAAUGUCAAAAAUAAACAAAAUCGUUAUCAUAAACAUUUACAAAAAGGUUUACAAGCAGAUGCUGUGACUGGUUGGCUGUUGUACGCGUCGUUUUAUUACGUAAUUGGACAGUACAAAGUUACACUCCUAAUAACAGACUAUUUUUUAUCAAAGUGUACACAAGAUAAGAUAUAUUUAGGCUGUUUUAAUUUUCUUCAAGAAAUAAUAGAUAACUAUGCUAAGAAUAUCUGUACAAAAAACAUAACACUUAACGAAAAGACGAAAUUAGCGACCAUAACUAGUGUUGUAUACUUGAGACGUUCUUCUUUAAUACCUGAGGAGCUAAGAUUGGAGGUGGAAAAUGAUCAUUUUUCUAUACCUCCUGUUGUUUUAUCUCAUUGUCUUAGAUUUCUGUGUAACCAUCAUCUCGGAGAAACCUUUAAAACAAUACAAGCAUUGCGGGAUUUGACUUUUACUAUUAGAGAAAGCAAUUUUGUUUCUAUCAGCCUAAUAUCUGAAUCAUUCACAAUUCUCGGUGUGUGCUGUGAGUUAUCUGGUGAUAUAGAUUCAGCUUGUGUGUGCUACGAUACAGUUUUACACAUUCAUGUAGGGACUAAUUGUACAGCAGAAAUUAGGAAAAAAGAACUCCUGAAAAGACGAAAUGUUAGACUCUUAAAAUAGUCGUUCUGGUAACGGAUGAUUUCUUUUCUGCACAUCUAAAAUGUAUUUUAUUUUCUGCACUUCUAAAACAAUUUUAUAUAUUGUUUAUUUUUCAACCUGUAUUUGAUAAGGCACUACUAAAUUGUAACAUAUGUAUACUUUCCUGAUCGUUUUGACUAGAAGUGUAGUGUACUAAAGUAAUUUUUAUCUUAUCCCACCAUUUACGGUAGACAAAUAUGAGGAAAAACUAUACAGUGCAAACUGGAACAUCGAAGUUUAGAUAUGAUCCGUAUUUUGAUGUUAUUACAAAGGACCUCAACAUCGUUCAUGACCGAGAAGCUAAAUCUUUCCCAAGAAAAAGCAAAACAAAAAAAAUCCUCCUCCAUCGAAAACAAAUUGCCAAAAUUGUCGUCAGGUCAUUACAGAUACUCUCACUCUAUUGUUAACAUUGGUGUAGAAAGGAAAAUCAAAUACAAAAAUCACUUGAUUCUUUUUUGUUUAAAUGCAUAGUUAAUGUUGAUAUAUGCAUAUUAGAUUUUGAAAGUAAUUUAGAAAUUAGUAAGGGGAUGAAUAAGGUUCAACAGAAGAAAUUGACAAAUAUGGCCGUGUUUACACCAUAAAUAUAACUAUCAGUGAACAACGGGGAAACGUCUUAAUGCAUGGGGGAAACUUGAUAAUUAAAUUUUAAAUGUAUGUUAUGUUGCAGAAAGUUAAAACUUUCCUGGAUUUUAGAUUCCUUUUUUUGUUCCCACAUAAGAUGCCAAAAUACACUCAAUUAGAAAAAUGUUUGAGAUGUUCCCCUCUUGUGAAGUGAACUGUAUUGAUUGGCAUGGGCAAUAGAGAAACAAUAGAUAUUUGAACAUGGUAGGUGAUUUAAACUGUGCAAAUGAGUGGACCGUAUCAAAUGCAAAUCAAGUGAUUAUUUAUUUUGACAGCUGACGUGUAUGUAAACAAAUGAAGGUUACGUACGACCAUCAGCAAUAAGCAAAGCCCAUCUUAUGUUGUAAGCUCUUAAUGGCCAUAGCAUGACAAAAUAUAUAACAAUAUAAAAGAGAAAAUCAACGAUCUGAUAUAUGAUAAAAUAAUGAAUAUACAAAUAGGACAGAAAUCAACUAGCGAAAACCACUGAAACGCAGGAUCCUGACUUGGAACAGGCAAUACAAUUGCAAAUUUUGGAAGGGGGUUAAACAUAUUUGCGAGCGCUUAGCCCUCCUCUUAACACAAAACAGUGGUGUAAAAGCACAACAUAAGAACAAUCUGCAAAAAUCAGUGGUAAAGGGCUUGACUCAUUACAUCUGACACGAAACACAAUACUAAUAAAAAAGACAAAAAAAAACCAAAAAAA